AAGAAUUGAGUUGUCAAAUUCGAAAAGUUGAGGGAUCGAUACAAAAAAGCCUAUACUGAAUUUAGACUUUAAAAGUCCGGUGAAGUAACCCGGUGAGCUGGAAGAACUAGUCAUAUUUCUUUUAUUUUUGGUAAAUAAUUCUACAUCCAUACUGAUUGUCUUGCUCCAAAAACUCAUCAAACCAAACAUACUCAGAAACAACCUUGGAAGUUUAGUCCUGACCAAGCUCUUCCUCACAACUGAAAUGACCCGCCAUUCCAAUUUCACAUGAUUCAAACAACAACUCCCCUCAAAACCGACCACCUCAUUUCCCUCUCCCGAAAAUGCAAAACCUUAAAGCAACUCGCCCAAAUCCACGCCCACCUCCUCAAAUCCUCCCCACCCCAUCAAAACCCGAACCCCAUUUCGCAACUCGUCGCCGUCGCCGCCAUGUCCGACAACGCUUCUUUCUUCUCCUACGCUCGCUCCAUUUUUGAACACCUUCAUUACUGCAACACAUUCACGUAUAACACCAUGAUCAGAGGGUACGUUCAGUCUCGCUGUCCUCUUCACGCCGUUCGUUGCUAUUUAGACAUGUUGAAUUACGGGUUGAGAGCUAAUAACUAUACUUUUCCGCCAUUGAUAAAAGCUUGUACGAUUCUUGAUGAUAAUUCAGAGAUAACUGGUCGUUUGGUUCAUGCCCAUGUUGUGAAAUUUGGUUUUCGGGACGACCCUUUUGUUAGUACUGCGCUCAUUGAGUUUUACUCGUCGGUUGUUGGUGACAUGGUAACUGCACGCUCUGUAUUUGAUGAAUGUCCUAAGAGAGAUGUGGUUUUGUGGACGGCUAUGGCUGAUGGGUACGGGAAGGUGGGGGAUGUUGGGAGAGCGAGAGAGGUGUUCGAUGAAAUGCCUGAGAGAAAUGCAGUGUCGUGGAGUGCAAUGAUGGCCGCGUAUUCUUGGUUGAGUGACUUCAGAGAGGUGGUUUGUUUGUUUGGAAAAAUGCUAGAGGUUGGCACUAAGCCGAACGAGUCGGUUCUCGUUAGUGUUCUUACCGCUUGUGCUCAUCUUGGUGCUGUCACGCAAGGAUUGUGGGUCCACUCCUAUGCUAAGCGGAAUAAGCUUGAUUCGAAUCCGAUUUUGGCCACCGCGUUGGUUGAUAUGUACUCUAAAUGUGGCUUUGUGGAAUCGGCUUUGGCAGUUUUUGAGGGUAUUACUGAUAAGGAUGUGGAAGUGUGUAAUGCCAUGAUAACCGGGCUCUCCAUGAAUGGUAAUGCGAGAAAAUCACUUGGGCUCUUCAACAAAAUGGCCAUAAACGGGAUUCAACCUACCGUAACCACAUUUGUUGCCGUGAUCACUGCUUGUACGCAUGCGAAAAUGGUUAACGAGGGCCUUAAGUUAUUCUAUGAAAUGGACACUAUUUAUGGGGUUAAGCCCCGGUGGGAGCAUUAUGCGUGUGUUGUUGACCUUUUGGCAAGAGCUGGAAUGGUAGAAGAAGCCGAGAAGUUCAUUGAGCAGAAGAUGGGAGGGCUAGGAGGGUGGGACGCCAACGUGUGGGGAGCGUUGCUUAGUGCGUGCAGAGUUUAUGGGAAUGUUGAAGUUGGAAACCGAGUUUGGAGAAAGCUAGUGGAUAUGGGAGUAAACGAUUGCGGCGCCUGUGUUCUUUCGUAUAACAUGUAUAAAGAAGCUGGCUGGGAAAGGCAGGCAAUGAGGGCCAGAAAAUUGAUCUCCAAAGCGGCGAUGCCGAAGCAGCCUGGAUGCAGUGUGAUAGAGGUGAAUGGUCUGGUUGAGGAGUUCCUUGCUGGUGAUCUUUGCCAUCCGCAAGCACAAAAUAUUGUCAAUAUGCUUGAUUCUUUAUUCAAAAUGGUGAACUUCGAGGAUUUUUGAUCUGAUAUGACGAUUUCGUUAUGUAUUCUUGAAACAGU
Morus notabilis is the source of this 1901-nucleotide messenger RNA. RefSeq names its product pentatricopeptide repeat-containing protein At5g66520. Gene Ontology annotation, molecular function: protein binding; RNA binding. The record is from RefSeq and is a predicted model, not a curated record. The coding region runs from base 268 to 1863 and encodes 531 amino acids. Gene Ontology annotation, biological process: RNA modification. Lineage: Eukaryota; Viridiplantae; Streptophyta; Magnoliopsida; Rosales; Moraceae. The transcript has a single exon.